AUGGCCGUACAAGCGCAAUUCGGCGGCCUCGCGCUCCCACCCUACGCAGCCGAGGAGCAGCAGAUGUGGGCGCUCAAGGACUACGGCGCCCUCCUCCUGUCCGCCGCGGCGGCGACGCCCGGGGGUGAUGAUGGCUACGCGGAUGAAGAUGUUGAACAAUAA
Messenger RNA from Miscanthus lutarioriparius, 162 nucleotides. NCBI's taxonomy places the organism in Eukaryota, Viridiplantae, Streptophyta, Magnoliopsida, Poales, Poaceae. The record is from the annotation of a GenBank genome assembly.